UUACUCAGCCGAUCUCAUCUCAAUCUGCCAAGCACGCCUCGCCGAACCAACCCGAACCGUCGUUUUCACGCCUCGUCAGACGCCGACACUAAUUAGUGCGCUGGAGCAGUGUUUCGAUUGAGAGAAGGUCUAAAGAAGCAGAUAGAAGUUUUUGAAAAAUGGGAGAAUCAAGAGAGCAAUCAUUCUGGGGUGAAAGGUUUUCCUUUCUUCAAAAUUAUUCUAGAUUCAUCAAGCGUGAUAAACCACUUCCUUCUUGGUCCUCGUCUGAUGUCGACGAAUUCAUCACCUCCGAUCCCGUUCAUGGCCCCACUCUGAAGACUGCUAGGGAAGCAGUGAACUUUGCUAUUACUGGAAGUGUUAUUGGAGCAGCAUCGACUGCGGGUACUGCAUGGAAAUAUUCCAGGAGUUUACAUGGCACUGGGUUGUCCUUAGCAGCUGGAGCUGUUUUUGGUUGGACAUUUGGACAUGAAGUCGCCAACCAGUGGUUUCAACUUUACAGGUUGGACACCAUGGCUGCACAGGUGAAGUUUAUGGAAUGGUGGGAGAAAAAGACUGAGGGAAGGGCAUAAAAUUUCAUCUGCGGUUGAAAUUAGUGCUGAAACUUUGUUUCUCUUUCUAGAAUAAGAGUUAUAUGCUUCCAUGUCAAAAAUGUAAUGGUUGAUUACUUGAUUUGCUUAUGCAGCUGCUUGAUGUUGGAAUUUUGCAUGUUUUGGGUCUGAGGGAUUCUUAAUUGUUUCAACAUUUUCAGGAAGCAAAUUGAUAGAAGUGCAACACACAACAGUUGUUCC
This is a messenger RNA of Pistacia vera, 788 nucleotides long. Its product is annotated as succinate dehydrogenase subunit 6, mitochondrial-like. NCBI's taxonomy places the organism in Eukaryota, Viridiplantae, Streptophyta, Magnoliopsida, Sapindales, Anacardiaceae. The record is from RefSeq and is a predicted model, not a curated record. The coding region runs from base 159 to 569 and encodes 136 amino acids. The transcript is spliced from 3 exons.